Messenger RNA from Misgurnus anguillicaudatus (oriental weatherfish), 2234 nucleotides. RefSeq names its product v-maf avian musculoaponeurotic fibrosarcoma oncogene homolog K (gene mafk). Gene Ontology annotation, molecular function: DNA-binding transcription factor activity, RNA polymerase II-specific; RNA polymerase II cis-regulatory region sequence-specific DNA binding. The record is from RefSeq and is a predicted model, not a curated record. Gene Ontology annotation, cellular component: nucleus. Gene Ontology annotation, biological process: regulation of transcription by RNA polymerase II. Lineage: Eukaryota; Metazoa; Chordata; Actinopteri; Cypriniformes; Cobitidae.
CAUGUUGAGUGUGUCUUAUGCACCGCAACGGUUUUUUAUUUGGCAAUGGCGGGAGUCAUGAGCUCAAACGUACAGAAUGGCUUAUAUAAAUAUAGCGCAGCAGCAAAAAUAGCCUGACGUGAACUCCUUAGAGAGAUCAGACAAAGCCUCGUGCUGAGUGUUGUUGACCCGCUGCUAUUAUUGCGCUCUUGUAACCUGGCGUGGUCAGGUUCGUGCGCUCUGCAUACCGAUCGGCGUAUGUCAUCAAAGUACCGCGAUAGUGAUUCGAGAGCUCAUUUUCUGACUAGUUCUCACUUUACUUUGAUGUCAUAGUGCCGGUGGUCUCCUCUGCACCACAUAAAGUCGAAUAUGCCUAGAGUCCAGUUAGCUGUAACGUGAGAACGAGGACAGCCAGUAAACAGCCCGACUCUUGUCUGACUCGGUAUCGAAGCGCCCUCUGCAUGGCAUUUCUAGCAGAUUUCUGAGGAAGUCUGAAAAGCUGCUUGUAUGCAGGGCAUGACGACUCAUUUUAAAGCGAGCAAACCUUUAAAGCUAAAGAAGGAGGCGGGUGAGAAUGCUCCGGCACUCAGCGAUGACGAGCUGGUGGCCAUGUCGGUACGGGAGCUCAACCAGCACCUGCGCGGGUUGACCAAGGAAGACGUGGUCCGACUGAAACAGCGCCGCCGCACGCUCAAGAACCGCGGCUACGCCGCCAGCUGCCGCAUCAAACGCGUCACGCAGAAGGAAGAGCUCGAACGGCAAAAAAUAGAGCUGCAACACGAAGUGGACAAGCUGGCCCGUGAAAAUGCCAGCAUGCGCCUAGAGCUCGAAGCGCUCCGUGCGAAGUACGAGGCCCUGCAAUGCUUUGCCAGGACUGUCACCCGAGGGCCUCCUGGUAAGGUGGCCACCACAAGCGUCAUCACUAUCGUUAAAUCUGCCAAUCACAGCCCCAGCUCCGCCCCCUUCUCGGCACAUUCGUAGUGAUGAUUGACGGUGCCCACAUCACAUCCGGCUUUGGACCUAGACUGGCUCCUGACCUACACUGAGGGGCAGUUUAGUGAUCAGACAAAAGGGAGGGUGAAGGACUACAACAGGCUGCAUCCAUUUUUUUCUAUUUCUCACUCAAAAAAAAAAAAACACCCAUCCAAAACCUUAUCUAUAUUGUCUGUGCACUGUGCUAUAAACUCCCGGCACCGGCAGGGCACACCGUCCGUUUUGUCCGCUUCACCUUAGGCUGAGACUUAGCAGAGAUGAGCACUUGUUAAAGUGUGACAUAGUACUUGAUUUAACCUGCCACGGCAGCACUUGUUUCGACAGUUUGGGUGCUUGUGGCAUAUUGUAUGUAUAUCAGAAACUGGAUAACAAUAUAUUGUAUCAUUAUAGCACAGGAACAUUGUAAUAUUGCUAAUGAUAAGUCCCGAAUUAAGUCAUGAUUUCAUCAAGUUAGUUGUUACUAUAAAAUUACAUCAGAGCAGUAAAAUGCAUCCUGGUCUAAAACUAGAACCAAGGUUCAGAAUGGUGAUACAUGUGCAUCAAGAAGCGUUGUAUGUUUUUUGAUAAAUAGAAGGAAAUUAACCAUCGGAAAAUGAGACAAUCCUGUCUUAGUGAGCAGUUCAUAGGAUUUUCAAAUAGGAAAAAGGCACUUAUUUUACUGUUGAAAUACAGUAAUACUAUGAAGCACUUGCAAAGCAGACUGACGUCGUAUGUAAAUAUUCUAGACGGAAAACGCAAAGUGAUCGAGUUUUGAGGGCACUUGAUAGUGUUUUUUAUAUUUUUUACGAGAGGUUGAUGAUAACGUCCGUUAUCUCAAAGAUAUACCGUUUUUUCUGACCUGUCUCUAUACGACACCAUAAAAUGGUAGGUAAUCCAUAUUGGAUAUAGCGAUAACAGGAGCUGUCUUGGCCAAUAAAUGCAGUUCAAUUAUAACCUGUAUAUUACAGAACUGAGAAAAUAACGUCAGAUUUAAGCUCCCGAAAAUUCCGUCCAAUCAGAAAGCAUUCCUACUGCUAAGUCACUCAAGGUGCCACUGCCGGUGUUGGUAACCCUGACUAAAUGUAUUUAUAAUUGCAAAUAUGUUGACACAGACUCUUGGGUAAGAACAAUCCUGAUGCCUUUUAUAUCUCCAUUUAAACAGUGCAUCAAUUCCAAAAAUGUUUCACUAAACUGAUCUGUCAUAAGAAUUAAGAUGUCUAAAAUCAGGAUUGUGUCUUGCGUAAGUGGCUAUGACUGUUCCACCACAGCAGAAAACAAACAAA